AGAGAAAAACCCUAGUCUCCACAGAGAGUAAAAGAAGAGAGGGAUGGGGAGCGAUAGCGAAGUAGAGAAGUCGCACCAGAAGGAGAGAGAGAGGAAGAAGACACAGGCUCUGGCUCCGAUAGCGAAGCCCCUCGCCGGCAAGAAGCUCGGAAAGCGAACUCUCAAGCUUGUCCGCAGAGCUGCUGAACACAAAUGCUUGAAGAGAGGAGUGAAGGAGGUAGUUAAAAGCAUAAGGCGAGGUCAAAAGGGAUUAUGUGUUAUAGCUGGGAACAUUUCUCCUAUCGAUGUGAUCACUCAUGUUCCAAUCUUAUGUGAAGAGGCUGAAAUUCCAUAUGUUUAUGUGUCCUCCAAAGAAGAUCUUGCAAAUGCGGGGGCAACCAAGAGGCCAACAUGCUGCGUUCUGGUGAUAACCAAGCCGACCAAGGGUGAGUUGGCACAAGAAGAACAAGAGAAACUAAAGGCAGAUUAUGAUCAGGUUGCAGGAGAAGUUUCUGAGCUUUUUUCCUCCACUCUUUUCUGAAGGCUGGAAAAAUUUACUUGUCCCUGUACUACUGACUAUCUUGUAUGAGGUUUUUCCUUUUUGGUGCCUCGAGUGCUGGGCUAUGUAGUUUGUUUCAGCAAAUGUUAAGACACAAUGUGUUUGUUUGUGUACCUAUUGGAGUAGAACAUCAGCAGAUUUGCUUUUCUCGAUGGAAUAUGAGAUCCUUGUUUUACUACUUAA
Messenger RNA from Rosa chinensis, 721 nucleotides. Its product is annotated as H/ACA ribonucleoprotein complex subunit 2-like protein. Gene Ontology annotation, cellular component: nucleolus; box H/ACA snoRNP complex. Gene Ontology annotation, biological process: rRNA pseudouridine synthesis; snRNA pseudouridine synthesis. The transcript has 4 exons. The record is from RefSeq and is a predicted model, not a curated record. Lineage: Eukaryota; Viridiplantae; Streptophyta; Magnoliopsida; Rosales; Rosaceae. Gene Ontology annotation, molecular function: box H/ACA snoRNA binding. The coding region runs from base 44 to 520 and encodes 158 amino acids.